AGGCUGCUGGGGGGAAAAAGUGCGCUGUCUCUUUAAAUGCUAAUCUGGACAUGGCCACAUAGCUGGUCAUUUAUCGCGGUCAUGGAGAGCCCGCAAGCAGGGAGCGAGAGUUUAAGUCCACAUAGGAUUUUUACGGCAGGUCCAGCGGGAACCAGAAGCUUUGCAGUGGACAAAAAGCUGACGUCUGGGAUGCUGAGGCCAGUUGUGAGCUAAAACGGUCGGCUAACUGAGCAGGGCUACAGCGGCUGCAGCACUGGACGUUUAGUGGACACACUACCUCCAAUCAAGUCACUGACAGCCACAGAGAAAAACAGACCCCAUGGAGGACAAGAGGAAAAAGCGGAGUCCCAAAGUGUCGCUCCCCCAGCCCCCGCCACCACCGGUCAACCCACGCAAACUCUCCGUCCUCCCGGCCAGCAAGAGCGCCACCUUCUCUCUGGGCCUUCCCCAGCCACCCUCGCCUAAACCCAGGGGCAAAUACAAGAGGUCUGUGGGGGCCAUGGGAGCAGCCAAAGAGGUCCUGACCGUACCUGUGGUCCCUCCAAAAGCCACCAGCAGGCCCCACAAAGAGAAGCCCCGAGCACCCCAGCCGGCCGGCCCCAGCCGCAUGUCACAGUCGUCCUCCCCCCUCCAGCACUCCUUCCUCACUGAUGUGUCUGACGUGAGAGAGAUGGAGGGCGGACUCCUCAACCUGCUCAACGACUUCCACUCUGGAAAGCUGCAGGCCUUUGGUAAGGUGUGUUCGUUUGAGCAGUUGGAGCACGUGAGAGAGAUGCAGGAGAAACUGGCUCGGCUGCACUUCAGUUUGGACAGCCACGUAGAGGAGCUUUCUGAGGACCAGAGGAAAAGUGCUUCAGACCGCAACCUCGAACACCUGCUCAGCAAUCUCGAAGAACUUAGCAGCUCCAUACAAAAGUUGCACCUGGCAGAGAAUCAGGACUUGCCCAAGACCUCUGGCCCCUGAAAGGGAACACAGAGUAAACACGGCAGCUGCAUACUGGCCCGACGGGAGCUGCUGUUACCAUGGCUACAUCUCAACAGGCUGCGCUAAAACUGCGGCUGCUGUACUGAUCCAGAACCGCACAACGAGAACCUGCAACUGCACAGAGCACAACGGCUGAUGAAGUCAAAAGGCUUUUUUCCACAUGUACCAUGAGACACUUAGCUUUAGGCUCUUUAUAACAGACCGAAAAUGCUGUAUCAUCCACUUUCACAGUUGGAGAGCUUUAGCUGGACGUCAAUGCAGGUUAGAACAGAAGUAGUCCAGCUUCAUAAACAGGCAUCCUCCAAAGCAUGAAGCUCUCCACUAAAGUGGGGUUUCACAGUUUGUAGACCUGUUCAGGGUUCUGGGCUCGGUUGCAUCAAUAGGUCUAAACUGUGGAGUUAAUUUUGUGCUAAACAUUUUUUUUUUUAAUUUAUGAAAUCCACAAGCAAAAUAUUAAUACAUAUAAUAAUUAAAUCAGAUAUAAUUUUUUCUGAAAAUAUUUGGUCCCUGCUCAUUUUGAAGCUGCAUUAUGUAAGAGUUUUUUGUUAAAUUUGAAAGAAGUAGCAUUACUGAGUCAGGAGGAAAAAAACUGAAAAAAAAAGCAAAGACGCUCAGAAUGCUAGUUAAAGCUACACUAUGUAAGUUUUGGGGAUUUGGAGACCUCUCUGACGGAAAUGUGUAAUGGCAUGCAACUUGCGGAAGAACAUUUUGUAAAGUGGUUUGUGCUUCGGACCCUUCGCCCCUAAUUACGGACUUUGCAAAUAUGUUUAUAUGUUAUGUUAUGUUAUGUUAUAUAUAGAUAUUUGACAUUUUUAUUAGUGGGAGGGUCUUGCAAGAAGACGUUAAGUUUAAGAAUCUAUUGAUCCACUGUUCUGGAUUUGCAGGUCCUCGAACCCUUAGCUACAUCCACUCAGUGAGUUGUGGAAAGUGCCCCAACAUUACGGAAAGCAUCAUACCAGUGCAGUAUUGCACUGGCAUGUUUGUUUUUUAAGCAAUGUUUUCCAUAUUUCAUUCACAUUGUAGAAAAAAAUGAAAACAAGGACUGAGUAGUAAAGGGACUGAAUAUGUUCACGAAAAAUAAGAUUUGAUUCUUAUUAUUUGUGUUUUUUGACAAAAUUAACUCCAUUCUUAACUGCCUAACACUAAAUAGAAUGUAGACCCUUUAAAAAGAUGGUUCUU
Messenger RNA from Colossoma macropomum (tambaqui), 2164 nucleotides. It is a transcript of the gene ccdc28b, whose product is annotated as coiled-coil domain containing 28B. The transcript is spliced from 6 exons. Bases 320 to 964 code for a protein of 214 amino acids. NCBI's taxonomy places the organism in Eukaryota, Metazoa, Chordata, Actinopteri, Characiformes, Serrasalmidae. The record is from RefSeq and is a predicted model, not a curated record.